AUGUGCUUCUACGACCUCGACGUUGGAGCCAACGAACGAGAACGUUCGCGGAUCCGGUGGCAGACUUCGGACAUGCUGCACUACGACAACGCCUCAUCCCUCCCCGAGGGGUCCGUGUGCCCCCAGGGAGCGUACAACCCGAAUACCGGCGUUGGGUGCGAUCCGUCCACCGGCGUUGGGUGCGAUCCGUGCGGCACCGUUGUGGCUCCUUACGCCUACACGGACCUCACCCAAGCCGCGAUCGAGGCCGGGUGCAAGUGCUUCGAGAACACAGUCUCCUUCACGCUGCGGUGGUGCCAGCCCGAGUUCAACUCUUCCGGUGUCCUCGUCCCAGCUGCAUGCUACAUCAAGAUACCCGGCGACCCGUCGCACGCCAUCGAGCCGCAGCUCUACGAGAACAAAGUCGAGGGCGGUGCAUUGUUAGUAAGCCCGUUUAGGGUCCCCAUCACACCGGACAACCCUCGCGGCCGGGCGUACUCCUACUACAACGAAUCGCAAGAGCUCGGGGACGGCUGCGUUCAGUUCAUCGCGACGCAACAAGGCGUCGGCGGCGACAACCCGUCGUCGAGAACCGACGUCUUCAAGCCCCUCGCAGACCUGUCGGAAAGGGAGCGGUACGACGUGCUUCCAAAGGCGCUGUCUGGGGUAGGCGACGACCAGUUCAACGUCGACUACCACGAUUGCGGCAGGGGAUGCUCGUGCGGCGCCUCGGUGACUUUCAACCCACCGGGCUACUUCAUGGCCAACAGCGAGGCUGGGAAUCUCGCUCCCGGCUGGCGCGUCGAGGCGAACGAAGUAGGGCUCAGCGCAGGCUGGACGGAUGAGCAAUGCAACAAUACGCAAACGAACCAGACCACGUUCACGGAGCGAUGCCACUACGUCAACGACGCGACGAACCAGACCGCUUGGUUCAGAUGCGACGACAACCCGAGGACGCCAACCGCUCCUGGCGGGCUAAGUGAUUGCUUUGAAUACGCGGGCCGCAACUUCCUCUUCUCCAUCGACAACCCCCCGCCCGAGCCCCGGUUCCGCGAGUGCUGGUUCUGCAACGAGAUCUCCGACGGCACCUUCGGCAUCAAAGAUCUGAGCUCCUUCCUGCGGUACGAAGCCUUCUCGGUGCGGGAGGCGGGCUCGAUGAAUGAGGGGCUGUACAACAUCAACAACGAGGAUGGGACGGCCUCCCUCAAGGGUACCACCGACCCAACGCGUGCGUGCGGCGUGGCCGAUUGUUGUCCCGAUACCACCGCCGACGGGUGCGAAAGCGGCGUGAAGCGCCCGGCCAACCCGUGGCUGCAAGAGGUGCGGCUGCAUCUGACCCCGCCGUUCGUUCUCCGAGAGUAUCACACGGGCGGCUUGGUCUAUAGCGCUGCCGGCCGCACGAGUCUCGCCCGGUUUGUGCGCGUAGGCACUUGCCUUCCGGGUUGCGUCGAGAUCGACGCGACCGAGGACAACAUAGUGUUCUCGAACAGAGGCAUGUCGACUGGGUUUCGCGACAGCGAGUUCGACAAAAAGCCAGCCACAAGGAUGUCGCCCGUCACGGGCGAGAUCGAGCCGGUGCUCGCUUGCGUGGGCGGCUGGCCGGCUUGCAUCGAGCUCUGCGAGCCCGUGGAUUGCACAAAGAAUUGCCGUCCGAGCGCCUGCUACUCGGAGGAGUACCGCUGCGUCGACUGCGGCGACUGGGAGGUGCCCAUCUUCGAGCUGACCCAGGAGGAGGCGUGCGGGCGGGUGGGGCUCUUCAAGGAGGAGUGCGAGGCCGCCGGCUGCUGCGAGUACGGAGGAGAAAACACGAGCAUCGUAUUCAACAUCCAAGGGCUCGGCUACCCAAUCCCCCUCCCCACCGGCUUCGAGGGCACCGUCGGCAUCUACAACGGCACCUCGUGCGAUGCCGACCCCGGUGACCCCGAUGGCAUCCCACUGAUCGGCAACCUCCUCCCCACUCUCACCGCGCCCAUGCCCCCGGGGGAGGCAUGGCCAGUCGAGUUCGAGACGUCCGACAGCGCCGAUAGCGACUCCCUCCGCACCUCGAUCAAAAUCGACCUGGGCAUGACGCACGAGCAGCUGCUCGGCAAACUGGUGGCUGUGAAACUCAGGCUGAAGGGAACGCAGGACUACCAGAUCGCCGCGUGCGCGCCGAUGGGGGGCGCUGAGCCGCGAGAUCCUAACUCUGAGGCCUUCUCGCGGCUGAGGGCUCGGAGUCUCGGCAAUGGCGGCCAGCCGGGCACGCCUCCGGUGUACGGCCAAACCCUCGUGUCAUUUGCGUGUCUCCCGAAGGGCCGCGGCGAGGCCUCGUGCCAGUCUGGCAGAGUUGACGACAGCACCGUCCCCAAGAAGGGUCCUUUCGAGGGCCCGCUGCCGGAUUUGCAGCAGUGCAUAGCGACUCAAUCGACGCACCCGUCCCCGCCGCCCAACUCGCCGUUCCCGCCCUCUCUGCCGGAUGCGCAACCCAACACGUGCAUCGGCGACUCUCUGCUCCUCAAGUGCGGCAUCAAGCCGAGCGCGCAGAACGACUCCCUGUUCUACCCGGCCCUGGUUGCCCCGAACGAAAACCCGCCAGGGGGACUGCAAGGCACCACGACCACAGGAUACUACGCGGAGCAGUGCUCCGGUCGACUGACUGGGGAGCCCGGGGCGAAUUUCGGAUUCACGCCACCAAACGGCAGAGGCAGCGCCGGCGAGCCAAGUGUCGAGACCGGCGAGCCCCUCUGCGCCUUCCACCCGCACAUGCCGGAGCCGCAGUACCCGCUCUACAGCGAGGACGCAAACUUUCAGGAGCUGCCGCCGACCACGCCACCGCCGCCGCUGCGGCCGUGUACUGAGCCCUUCGGGUGCGAAGGCGCGGGACCGAACUUCGGAUUCAACACGAAUGCGCCGGCGCCAAAGGCCACGUGCGACGCGAUGCCGAUGCCGGUGGGGUUCGUCACGGAUUUGCCUGUGUUCAUGAAUCGCUACAUCAACGGCGCGGCCUACCCAUCAUUCUGGUCGAAGCUUUGCGAUCCGUUCGUGUGCGAUUGGCGCCCUACGGUGCCCGCUUACAACGGCUCGAUGAUCCCCAACAAGAACCACUGGCGUUGCGUGCAAUGCUCGACCCUCUUCAAUGAGAUGAAUGACUACUGCCGCGGCUCCUCAGACGAGGGCCCCGGUAUCGAGCCAUGGAUGGGUAGGAAGAGCUACUUCGCGGACGACGUCUAUACACGGUUGUAUCCCAUCGAGACCAGCCUCAGCUGGGCAGCUUGCAAGUACUCCCCGGAUCCGGCCGUCUGUAGCAAUGCCACGACUGCCACGAAUGCCACGACCCCGGACCAGAAGUGCGGCGACGGAGUCUACGUCAACUGCGAGUUGGACACGAGCGGUCAAUGCGUGCCCAAGCCCAAGGAUGCCGUGACGUGCCCGAGGCCAGAUCCCUCCCUCGACGACGAAAAGGCUUGCAAGGAGGGGGGAUGCCGCCUCGAGACGAUAGUCCAAGCGCGCGCAUUCGCGAAGCAGAAUGACUACUGCCGCGGCUCCUCAGACGAGGGCCCCGGUAUCGAGCCAUGGAUGGGUAGGAAGAGCUACUUCGCGGACGACGUCUAUACACGGUUGUAUCCCAUCGAGACCAGCCUCAGCUGGGCAGCUUGCAAGUACUCCCCGGAUCCGGCCGUCUGUAGCAAUGCCACGACUGCCACGAAUGCCACGACCCCGGACCAGAAGUGCGGCGACGGAGUCUACGUCAACUGCGAGUUGGACACGAGCGGUCAAUGCGUGCCCAAGCCCAAGGAUGCCGUGACGUGCCCGAGGCCAGAUCCCUCCCUCGACGACGAAAAGGCUUGCAAGGAGGGGGGAUGCCGCCUCGAGACGAUAGUCUGGAACGGCGAGGAGUGCACCUCCGAGUGCCCUUCGUGGUGCACUCCGCCGUCGCCUCCGCCGGCGUGCACCGACCUGGUCGGUCGCAACAGGAAGCAGGGAGGCUGCCUCUCGAUCUGGCCCCCAGGCGGCAACUGCGACAGCUACUUCGAGAGCUUCGGCAGAAUCUACCAGCUCUGCGAGGACAAGGGCAGAGGGUUCUGCGAGCAGUCGUCUGGUUUCCGCGUCAAGACCACCAAGAUUUACGAAGUGCCCGACACGCCAACGCGCAAGCGGGCGGUCGUACUCGGCCGCGACGUCUUCCUCGUGGAGUCGUAG
Messenger RNA from Emiliania huxleyi CCMP1516, 4158 nucleotides. RefSeq lists its product as hypothetical. The record is from RefSeq and is a predicted model, not a curated record. The transcript has 18 exons. Bases 1 to 4158 code for a protein of 1385 amino acids. Lineage: Eukaryota; Haptophyta; Isochrysidales; Noelaerhabdaceae.